AUGUUUAUAUUUUCCAAUCACUAUAUUUUAAUAAUUAUUUUGAUAAUUUUAAAUAUAAAAUAUAUUACUUGUUCCACAGCCACUUUUAAUAAUACAGUAAUAAUAUCAAACUGCACAAAUGAAGUGCCGUGUGAUUUAUCUUCAAAGUCGGUAUGGAAUGAUAACAUUGCUCCGAGCGAUGGAGACGAUGUGAUCAUUGAUUUUUCAACUGUAGUAUCUCAAACAUCCGAUGUUUAUUUACUUGUAAAUAACCUAAAUAUUCAAUUAAAUUCAUUUCAAUUAAAUGGCCCACAACAAACCGAAAAUUUUCAAAUUAACCUAAAUAUUCAAAACUCUAAUUUGACAAUUGCAGGCGACUUCAAUGCGCAAUAUUCAAAUAUCACAUUUGCAGAGACUGAAAAUUCCUGCACAAUAUCAAUAAAUAACUUUGUUUCAAACCAAAACAACCUAACUUUCAAUGGCUACACAAACUUUGUAUGUAAUACAACCACUUUAAUUGGCACCGAGUAUGUUUUUUUAAGGGAUGAUUCAACAUUUACCGUGAAUAGUACCGCAACCAUCAAGGCACCCAUUACCCAUCUUAGUAGUGGCUUUUUAAAUUUUAAUGGUAUUUCCACCAUUCAAAAAUCUUUUUAUUCUAGUGGCAGUGUUCAAUUUGGUACACAAACAAAUAUUUCAUCUCAAGCAAUACUCAAUACAACAAUAUUAGUUGGGAGACUUGAUAUAGAUAGUAGUUUAAUUUUUUUAAUGGUAGAUUAUAUUCAAAUGAACUCGUCCUCUAUUAUAGUGGUAUCAAAUAAAUCAAGUGUUUCUCUUUUGGGUACAAUAAACAAGAACAAUAAUUAUUCAAAUCAAAUUUUAUUAUUGGAUAAUAGCUCUUUAUUUUUAGAACUUGGCUUUUACAUCUCCGACAUGGGUUCCCCAAUGUAUGGUACUAUAUUUAUUGACCAAUCUUUAAGCACCACAACAAUAUCAUCUGUUCAGCAACCAUAUCUAAGUAUUUCCUCUAAGAGCAAUAUAACUUUGUUAUCAUCAACUCUAAAUACAGUGAAUAUUACAAACUAUCAAACAUCGUUAACUGUUGAAGAAAGCUCGGUCGUAUCGAGUAUUAACAACUUUGGUGAAACCAAUAUAUUAAACGAUGCAACCCUGAUUGUUAAAAACCCAUCUACCACCCUAAAUUUAAAUGUAACAGGCAAUACCACACUCGAACAAGGUUUUUCUGCAAAAACUAUAUAUAUCAAUUCAAACUGUUUAUUGUUUUCAAAUAGCAGUAUAGAAAUUCAAGAUUUUGGUUUAUUAACUUUAUAUCCAUCUGGAUUAUAUGUUCAGAAUAACCUAACACUCGAACCAAACUCUACAUUACAAAUCUUAAAUGCCACAUUAAAUAACAAAUUGCCACUUAUUCAAGUUAAUGGUUCGGUUAAUUUAAACUCAAUUAUUUUGUCGAUUGUAUUGGCUAAUAAUGUUAAAGUUACCUCCGAAGAAAAAAUUCUUUUAUUUUCUAAUAAAAACAGUACCAUCGACAUUAGUAGUAUACAACUAUUAACAUUUGCCUCAACAGAUACCAUUUCAUAUAUCAAAUACAAAAUUGAUCAAGAUAAUAAAGGCAAUGUUAAUUUAGUAUUUUUUGAUGAAAUAGAUAAAAAAACAAUAAUAAUAUAUUGCUCUGUAAUAGGUUCAGUUUUAGGAUUGGUAUUUUUUGUAACCAUAGUUUUUGUAAUUAGAAAAAAACUAUCACAUAAUCAGCAUCACUAUGAUCAUGGCCAUCACUAUGAAAGAGAAUCUUUAAUCCAUUAA
Dictyostelium purpureum is the source of this 1800-nucleotide messenger RNA. RefSeq lists its product as uncharacterized. The transcript has a single exon. Bases 1 to 1800 code for a protein of 599 amino acids. The record is from RefSeq and is a predicted model, not a curated record. NCBI's taxonomy places the organism in Eukaryota, Evosea, Eumycetozoa, Dictyosteliales, Dictyosteliaceae.